Molecule: messenger RNA, 1242 nt
Organism: Balaenoptera ricei (Rice's whale)
Lineage: Eukaryota; Metazoa; Chordata; Mammalia; Artiodactyla; Balaenopteridae
Exons: 3
Coding region: 1-759 (252 amino acids)
Source: RefSeq, a predicted model, not a curated record
AUGGUUUCGCCGGCGGGGGAAGCUCCCAGCUCCGGCGGGGCCAGGCUCUGGCCGGAGGCUCGUUGUCUUCGCACUCCGGCGACUGCGCUAAACUCCCAACUCCUCCUCCAACCCUCCUUCCGCGGCGGCGGCGGCGGCGGCGGCGGCCGCACAAUCCAACAUGGCAGCGGGGACGGGCGAGACCACAGGACGCAAGACGCGGGGGAGCGCGCCGGAAACGCGCGUCUGCGGCCCCGGGAGGACCCCCCCCCACCAACGCCGCGCCGGACGGAGGCCACGCCUCCUUCCGGCAGAGGGGCGGCGGGACGCGGGGAUGCGGGUCAGGCGCGGACUCUCGUGUCUAGGCUCCAUUCUUGGGUGUUUUCUGGCGGCAGAGGCCUGGACGGAGGAGGUGUCUGGUCUCCGUGGCAGAGCUGCCCGUCUCUCUUCUGCGGACGCACACCUUUGCGGAGCUUCAGUGCAUACCCAGGUCAUCCAGGUCGUAUUUCUGGGGCGCGACAGCCGGACGUUCACACAGCUUGUCAGAAAGGUCUGGAAUCUGGAGACGGAAAAUGGGAGAAGGGACGCGCUCCUCGCUGGUUCCGUGAGAGCCGCAGGUGCCUACGGGUUCUCAGAGUUUGUUCAGACUUCAGCAGUGGGAGUGGGAGUGGAGGACCAGGUCUCUCCCAGGAGUCUGAAACAGAGAUCUUGCUGAUGGAUGUUCCGAGAAAGCAGACGCACUUAGAAAAGAUUUCUACCGCUCGCUGGAGACUGCUGUGAUGGUGAAAACUAUGAGCCAUGUGUAACCCAUGGGUGGCAUGGUUAGGAGUGCUGCUGCUCUAGAUAGGGUUCACUCAUUCAGCCCUCAAGCCAGCAAUGCCUCCAGUGAUCACGAAAUGACCUUUCGGACUUCCCUGGUGGCGCAGUGGUUAAGAAUCCGCCUGCCAAUGCAGGGGACACGGGUUUGAGCCCUGGUCUGGGAAGAUCCCACAUGCCGCGGAGCAGCUAGGCCCGUGAGCCACAACUACUGAGCCUGUGCUCCAGAGCUCGCGAGCCAGAACUACUGAGCCCGCGUGCCACAACUACUGAAGCCCGCGCGCCUAGAGCCUGUGCUCCGCAACAAGAGAAGCCACAUAGAAAUAAGAAGCCUGCGCACCGCAACGAAGAGUAGCCCCUGCUCGCCGCAAAUAGAGAAAGCCUGCGUGCAGCAAUGAAGACCAAACACAGAGAAAAAUAAAUAAAUAAAUUAAUUAAUUAAAAAGA